AUGAGCACACAAAGCAUUUGGAAGCCAAACUGGAUUCGUGGUGGAAAAGUAACAGAAGUAGCCUGGAUUGGAAAUGACGUUAUGGCAUGGUGUUCAGGAAUGCACAUCGUAUUUUACAACGUUAAAAAAAAUCAAGAAUCUCUCCGCUGGUGUUCCAAAUCAUCUACAGGCGAGGGUGCUUCCUGUAUUUCCAGUCACCCAACCUUGAACCUCUUCGCUUAUGCAGAAAAGGUCACCAAGCCUCGAAUAUUUGUAUACUCCUAUCCCACCUUGACAAAAAUAACAGAAUGUAGUCGAGGAAGUAGGGUUGGUUAUUUAUCAACAGCUUUUGCAGGCAGUGACUUUCUUAUAUCAUUAGGGACAUUUCCCAGUUUUACAUUCAUUGUCUGGUCCAGGAGAACAGGCGAAAAACUGAAAUCAAUCUCUACUUCGAUACAUGAUUCAGAAGGUCAGACUCUUAGAGCUACUUUUAAAAAACCAAUCCUAGUUGCCCAACUGGGCCAAAAAUUAGGAAAGUUGUCUAUUUGGGAAAUCAUUGUUGCUGGUAAAAUUGUCACUCUCAGGGACCAUGCAAUUAUUCUUCCAAAGAAGGCACUAGUUAGCGAUAUCAAUUGGUGUCCUGACAAUGAAAAACCACUUCUGGCAAUUACAGACAAAGAUGGGCAUAUUUACUUGUCUAGUGGAGUAGGUAGCAAUGUUGAACGCAUUGUAGUUUCCCAACGAUGUGGGGUUUGUAUGGACAUAGAACCAGCAGCUAUCUGCUGGUUUUCUGGUGGAAUUGUACUCAGAACCACCUUUUGUCAAAUUCGGUUCUACAAAAAAGAGAAAGAUGAAGCCUGGCGUAAACAGUGGUACAUCAAAACCACCAAGAAGCCUUGUGUUCUUACUUCCCGUCCUUUUAAAAACGACAGCUUAUUUAUUCAUACCCUUGAAGGUCACCUAAUGCAGCUGGCUUUUGUUGAAGGUCAAAAAAAUCCUGUGCUAGAGACAAGAGUUUUUCAUGGAGGUGUUAUAAAGUAUGUUGAAUUUGUAUACCCUUGGGGACAUCAUCUUGUUGUCGUAGAUAAUUGUAUAACACUUAGCGUUGUAGAAUCUUAUGGGGGAACUGAAAUUGAAAGAUUUGAUUUGGAUAUGCUGGGUGAUAUUAAAUGUAUAGCAUCACAUAAAUAUUUUCCAAUGGUUGCUGUGACUUCAAUUGAAGGUGAGGUGGUUCUGGUUAGUAUGCUGGAACCGAAGAAGCCGAGGGUUUUGGGAAGGUAUCAUCUGCAGAAGGAAAGAUUGGAUCUGAUAAGGUUUUCACAGUCAGGCAGGUUCUUGGUCGUAUGUGAAAUGGCUAACGGUAUUAUCUAUUGCAUCAAAUUGUCAUAUAAGAAACGCUUUUCUGUGGUUGGUCAAAUAAAAGUUGAGAGACAAGUUCUUGAUGUAGUAGCUUUCGAUACUAAAGAUUUACUGAGAAUUUUUGUUCUGAUUCGAACAUCAACGCAAUUUCCUAUGGGUCAUGAACUUUUGAUAUACGAAAUAUCUCGAGGAGAGAAGCAAUUUAGCGAUAUUAUUGGUGUGAUACAAUUUUCUGACGGGUUUCAAAACUUCGAGUAUGUUCCUGGAAACCCCAUGUUGUUGAUCGGUGCUCCUUGUAUAACUAGACAACUACAUGUUCUAAGACUUCAAGAUUUAACAGAAAUAACUAUCAUUGAUGCUAUGGUUUCUGGUCAUCAGUUCAGACAAGCUUUUGUCUAUGCAGAUCAUCACUGGAUCACUACUAGUGGGAUUGAUGGAAUCGUAAUUGUCAGAGAUAAGAGUAUAAAAAGCAGUAAAAUUGUCUUAAUGACACAUCAUAGAAAGGACUUUGGCGUUUUAAAAGCAAUAGUCAAAGCUUCUGGUGAAAUAGUGGUUGCUCUAGGACGUGAUGGGUCACUAGUUUCGGUAAGGUACUAUAAACCUGACAUCUCAAGUAUAGAAGAAGCAGAGACAGGCAUACACGAUAUCCGUUACAACUAUUAUUCAAGAAAUCAAGAUUUGAUUAAGAAAGAUUAUGCUUCCUUAGAUCAUGUCAUACUAGAUAUGUUAUCCCGUCCACUUCAAGAAUUUGCACCUGCAGACGAAAGAAAUGAUAUGACUUGGAUAGAGUGGAUGGCAAAAAAUAAACUGCUUGAAGAGGAAAAGCUCUGUGCUGAAAAAAGAGCAGAAAUCUUGUCAAAAUUUAAUGAAUUGAAAGCCAAGAUUAGCAAGCUACUAGACGAAAAUGAAACUUGUCCUGAAAAUGAAAGGUUGCCUAUAUCAGCUUUCGAUUUGGAUAAGGUUUCUCGUGAGCAGAAGAUAAAGGCUGCAAGAGAUGAAAGAGAGGAUAUUCGUUUGGAGUUGGAACAUGAAUGCGCUUCGAUGGAUCGGUUGUCUGAUUGGAUCAAGACUACAUUUUGGGACACUCAAGUUCAUUUAGGAAAAUCUAUAUUUUCUUUCUCUGGGUCUCGAGAAAUACAGAAUUAUCCUUGGGAUAAGUUGAGACAUAACUAUGAGGAACAUCAGAGGUGGGCUGUAUUUGUAUCAGAUCUCAAUAAUGAACUGAUGCAACAAAAUUCUUUUCAACCUUGGCGUUUGUACACAACUUCGGAACUGGAUAUAGAAUUACAGAAAGUAGGAAGGAUACAAAUAAUUAAUGAGAAAGACCGAAUGGAUGCACUCUUGGAUAAGCAGGAGGAAGAUUCGCCAGGUGCUACUGAUGAUGAAUUAGAAAAUCAAUUGGAAAGUGAAGGAAAAACAUCACACCGCUUCAUCAAUCACAGCAAGCAAAUCUCCUCCCAAUUCGCCUGCUACAGCUACUCUCAAUUCCAACUCGACAAUGCUUUUCAAGAAGCGGAUGUCAAAAAACUUCGCCAAUUUUGGAAUACAAAAUUCGAUGAGUUGUAUGAAAUGAAAGAACGUGAGAUGUCCCUCAUUAAAAAAAGAAUUGAGAAGAUAGAGUACAUUGACUCAGAGCUGAAACAGAUGUUUGGCCAAUCUGUACCAGAAAUUCCAACCUGUCCAAAAUGGAAUCUGAAGGAAAUCCCCGAAAAUAUUAUUACAGUUUCUGACGAUGAAGUAGAAGCCAAACCCUACAUUUCACCAUCUGAACAGGAAAUCAUAGACCAGAAAGCAGCUGAAGAAGAGCGUAUCAGGCUUAAUUUAUUAGCUGAUGAUUUUCGUGAGAGAGCACUGGACUCAAUGAUGGAUGGAGUUCUAGAAAUUCGCUGGGAAGACACUAUCAAAAAAGAUAUACCGAAGCCUAAAUGUAUGCUAAAAUCUCCAGAUCAGCAUACUCCAAAAGAUGUUUUAGCCAUCAUGCAAUAUGAGAAAGAUGUUCAAAAUUUGACUCAAGAACGUGAAAAAUACAGGAGGAUGCUAGAAGCAGAUUAUGUUAAAGCUAAUGAAGCCCUUAAAGAAGGAAUGGAGAAGUUCGAUUCACGACUGGAGGAAUCUUUCGAGUUGAAAAUGAAAGUCGAGGCAGCAAUAAAGCAAGAAAACUUUAGAUUUGCAAGAUUUUCUCUAAGAAACUUACACCGAGUUGAGUUAAUUAAAAAAGAUGAUGAAAUUAGGGAAAACAUCGAAGAAAAGCGUCGUUUAGGGAUUGAAUUCAACGAGCAAAUUCGGCUUGUCCAGAGUAUUAUUCAAGAUUUACAAUCUUACUAUGAUACUCUAUGUCUUCGGGAAAAAACACUUGAAAAGAAAUUCAGAUCCGAGUUCCCUGCCCUUGGAAAAGGCGCUCUCGAAUCAUUACAAAAUCAGUACAAAAAAAGGCCCCGAGCAGUUCUGAAAAAUGUUGUUGCCGGAGACUUUUUGGAUUUGGGAAAUUCUGCUGUUUCAUUGAUGAAGCCAGUUCAUCUUGCUGCGGAAUGUUUGGACUAUCUGAAAAGUCUUGAUGUUUUAGAUAUUAGACCAGCAAAUGUUCCACCAUCUGUAAGUACCAAUCAGUGGGAACUAUUUACUCGACUUCGAAGAAAUAAGAUUGAAAUCGAAAUGAAAAUUAGAGCCCAGGACUUGGAAAUAAAAGAAGCUAACAGCACUGUCUCUAAUUAUGAACAGAAAAUAGAUAGAGUCAAAUCUGAAAUUGAUGCUUUAAAGCAAGAAUUGCACGUUCGUAAACAAGAAAGAAUCGAGUUCGAGAGAAAUAUUGAGAUACAACUGGUCUUGAAAAUGGGCCAAGUAAAGAUUGAAUCCAAUUUAACAAUACAUGACACAAAGGAUGCUGUCUUAGUUCCCUCUUCUGAGAUUGAGGCUGUUAAUGCAAAAAUUUUAGAAGCUGAAACCGAAAAACUAAAAGUCAUGAAUAAAGUUUCAAACUUCCAAAAAGUGAUUGACCAAAAAGAAUGGGAAUAUAAAUGUCUGAAGAUGAAAAUUGAACAUUUGAAAGAGGAGCUUCAUGAUAUCCAACGCAUCCCAGUUACGAGACAGAUUCAAUUAUAUCUUAAGCGGAAAGCUCUAGGUCUCAAAGAUGAUAAGACUCCCGAGAAUUUGGAUAGACAAAUGGAAGCAAUGAGAAGGGCUUCUGAGAAGAUUUUGAGGGACUAUGCUUGGAAGACGGAAGAUGUUGAGAACAAGAUCAAACUGAUAACGAAACAAAACGAGUUGCUGGAUAAGACUAUCAUCAAAAUGAAAGUUGCUAUGUCUGAAAUGGAACAGGAAAGAGAGUUAGAUAGUGAAACGAAGGACAAGGAAUUGCAAAAGAAGAAGAUGGCCAUGAUUGUUAAAAGGUCAAAUAUAGCAAGGGAACUUGAGAAAAAUGAUGCGGAGAUUUUGGAACUUCAGACUGAACAUGAAUUAUCACGAUUGAAGAGAUUUCCGAUGUUGCCUUCGUUUCGGGAUCUGGAUGACGAUCAUGAUAAGAAGAAAACGUGUUAACAGAGCGCGUCGAUCAUGAUUUUAAAUACACGCCAGUGCAUUACAAUUUAUACAUUACAUGACUUCAUCAGCCAUCUUCUGAUCUUAGUUUUGCU
Belonocnema kinseyi is the source of this 4967-nucleotide messenger RNA. Its product is annotated as cilia- and flagella-associated protein 43. The transcript is spliced from 5 exons. Gene Ontology annotation, cellular component: axoneme. Gene Ontology annotation, biological process: cilium assembly. The record is from RefSeq and is a predicted model, not a curated record. Gene Ontology annotation, molecular function: protein binding. NCBI's taxonomy places the organism in Eukaryota, Metazoa, Arthropoda, Insecta, Hymenoptera, Cynipidae. The coding region runs from base 1 to 4872 and encodes 1623 amino acids.